This is a messenger RNA of Trifolium pratense (red clover), 1709 nucleotides long. Its product is annotated as alkane hydroxylase MAH1-like. The record is from RefSeq and is a predicted model, not a curated record. The transcript is spliced from 2 exons. Bases 1 to 1611 code for a protein of 536 amino acids. NCBI's taxonomy places the organism in Eukaryota, Viridiplantae, Streptophyta, Magnoliopsida, Fabales, Fabaceae. Gene Ontology annotation, molecular function: oxidoreductase activity, acting on paired donors, with incorporation or reduction of molecular oxygen; heme binding; monooxygenase activity.
AUGAUAUCAUCAUUUCAAUAUCACUCAAUUUCAUUCAUAUUGACAUUGAAAUUUUUCACAUUAAAAAUGGUCAUCCUAACAAUAUCUAUAGCUGUGGUUGUCACAGUACUCAUCCUCCUAUAUGCUUUUCACAAAACAAAAUCCAUGAAAACCCCUGCCUUCACAAAUUGGCCUUUUAUUGGUAUGUUACCACAAAUCCUUUGGAACAUAUCAGACAUACAUGAAUAUUCAGCUCAUUUUUUGAAAUCAAAAGGUGGCACAGUUGAGUUCAUAGGACCAUGGUUUACCAACAUGGAGGGUGUAAUGACUUCUGAUCCAAUCAAUGUUCACUAUAUAAUGAGCAAGAGUUUUGACAACUUUGUCAAAGGUGAUUUGUUUCGUGAAAUGUUUCAACCUUUUGGCGAAGGAAUUUUCACUACUGAUUCACAUAAAUGGAAAUACAAUAGGACGCUUCUCCAAUUUCUUUUCAAACAAAGAAGCUUUGAAGCUUUUCAAGAGAAAAUCAUUCACAACAAAGUUGAGAAAUCAUUGAUUCCUUUAUUGAAUCAUGUUCAACAACAAAAAGGGUCAGUGGUUGAUUUACAAGAUGUCUUCAACCGCUUCACAUUUGAUAACAUUUGUUUGAUAGUCCUUGGACAUGAUCCUAAUUGUCUUUCCAUUGAUUUUCCCGAAGUUGCGGCUGAGAAGGCUUUCAACCAAGCUGAAGAAUCCAUCUUCUAUAGACACACCGUGCCAGUUUGUGUUUGGAAGUUGCAAAGCUGGCUUCAUAUCGGGGAAGAGAAAAAAAUGACCGAGGCAUGCAAAAUAUUUGAUCAAUUCCUAUUUUCAUGUAUAGCUUCAAAGCGUGAAGAGCUUGUGAAAAAUUGUAACAAAAAUGAAAUCAAUGCUGAAAGUGAUGAAAAUCAUCAUGUUGAUUUGCUAACGGCGUUGAUUAGAGAAGAAAAAAAGAAUAAGGAUAGUGAAUCAAGUGGAGACAAGUUUCUAAGAGAUGCUGCAUUCAAUCUCUUUGUAGCUGGUAGAGAUACUAUAACUUCGGCGCUUUCAUGGUUAUUUUAUCUCGUCGCAACACACCCUUUAGUGGAAUCCAAGAUUCUUGAAGAGAUUAAAGAAAAUUUUGGACACAAAGAGAAGCCUUGGAUUUUAAGUAUUGAUGAGGUGAAAAAGCUUGUUUAUCUUCAUGGUGCUAUUUGUGAGGCAUUAAGGCUUUUUCCACCUAUACCUUUCGAGAGAAAGGAAGCCGUUACACCCGAUAUACUUCCAAGUGGUCAUCGUGUUUAUCCAAAUGCAAUGAUAUUGUUUUCUUUGUAUGCAAUGGGAAGGGAUAAAGAUAUUUGGGGAGAAGAUUACUCAGAGUUCAAGCCAGAGAGGUGGAUUUCUGAGAGAGGAGGUAUUGUUUAUGCGCCGUCUUACAAAUUUUUUAGUUUUAAUGCUGGACCUAGGACUUGUUUGGGAAGAGAUUUGGCUUUCAUUCAAGUUAAGAUGAUAGCUGCUUCUGUUUUGUGGAACUAUGGUGUUCAUGUUGUGGAUGUUAAUCAAGUCACUCCAAACCUUUCAAUUGUACUUCUCAUGAAACAUGGUCUUAAGGUUAAGAUAACCAAAAGGGGAAUUUAAUUUGAUGGAACUAGUAGGUAGCAAUUUCUAAUAUUUCUCAUGUAAUGGGACAUAUGUGAAAAAUAUGGCAUCUUGUUUGAUUUCACCAAAUAACUGAA